GUCCCGGGGCAGCGCCGGGGCGGCCGUGCCGCUGCCCCCGCCUCGGCAGCGCCCCGGUGCCCGGCCCGGCGCCUCGCCCGCCCCGGAGUCGAGAGCGGCGGCUGGAGGGGGAGCGCCCCAAGGAGCCGGAGCGGCGGCGGCGGCGGCCGCCCUCGGCGCCCGGGACAAUGGUGCUGGACAAGGAGGACGAGAUUUGCUCUCCUCUCCCCUGAGCGGAGGCUGCUGGAGAAGAAGCAUCUGUGCCCGGACUUUUCUUGAUUGCGGAGAUGAUGGUGCUGGACAAGGAGGACGGCGUGCCGAUGCUCUCCGUACAGCCCAAAGGGAAGCAGAAGGGCUGCGCCGGCUGCAACCGAAAGAUCAAGGACCGCUACCUGCUGAAGGCUCUGGAUAAAUAUUGGCAUGAAGACUGUCUGAAGUGUGCCUGCUGUGACUGUCGUCUUGGAGAGGUUGGAUCAACUCUUUACACAAAAGCAAAUCUCAUUCUCUGCCGCAGAGAUUACCUGAGGCUCUUUGGUACCACCGGGAAUUGUGCUGCCUGCAGUAAACUGAUCCCUGCCUUUGAGAUGGUGAUGAGGGCCAGAGAUAAUGUUUACCAUUUGGACUGCUUUGCCUGUCAGCUCUGCAACCAGCGAUUCUGCGUGGGAGACAAAUUUUUCCUGAAGAAUAACAUGAUCUUGUGUCAGAUGGACUAUGAGGAAGGGCAGCUGAACGGGAGCUUCGAGUCCCAGGUUCAAUAACAGCCCCUGCUUCGCUGGAGCACUGUGGGAUGGGCGCUUGGCCGCAAGAGCAGCGAGGGCGUCUGUCAGCUUGCCUGCAAUAUUUUUUUAAUUCUUGGUCCAGAGAGGACUAUAUACAUUGUAGUACUUUUCCCCCCCAACACAAAGCAGUUACAAUUUUAGAUGUACAGUUGUGCCUGCUUAGCCGAGCACUGCAUUGCCUGUAUGUUUGUGAGUUUUUGGGGUCUGGGGGAGGGCUCUGUACAGUCUGUUUUCUGUAUAUAAACUGGAACAUUUAUUUUAUGAAAAAUGUAAUGCAAUUUUAUUACUGGUGUGAAUUAAAAAUUAUGAAUGUUU
Molecule: messenger RNA, 1073 nt
Organism: Vidua macroura (Pin-tailed whydah)
Lineage: Eukaryota; Metazoa; Chordata; Aves; Passeriformes; Viduidae
Gene: LMO1
Product: LIM domain only 1
Exons: 5
Coding region: 267-737 (156 amino acids)
Biological process (GO): positive regulation of transcription by RNA polymerase II
Cellular component (GO): nucleus
Molecular function (GO): transcription coactivator activity; DNA-binding transcription factor binding
Source: RefSeq, a predicted model, not a curated record